GGAGGGAGAAGAUAGAAAGCAGGCCAGUGCUAGUAGAAGGCAGGGAAUAAGGAAGACGGUGUGACACCCCACGCCCACCCACCCACGUAUCCUCCUAAUGUGCUCUGUCUGUCUGGAACAGAUCUUGGCCCUUUCCAAGCGCUCCUGAUGCCUCAUAUGCCUCUGGCUUCUUUUCGAUCACCACUCUGGGGGCUGAGGCCGUCACAGGUCUUCCCCAGGUCGUAUCCCCUCUCUACCCAGUCAAAGCCCCAUGGAUCCUCCCUCUCCCGGAGAAAUCAUGAAGCCAAGAAGAAGCGCCAGCGAGAAAAGCAGGCGGCGCUGGAGGCUGGGGUAGCCCGGAAGAGCAAGUCACCUGCAGAAUCCAGUAAGUCCUGGACUCCUAAGGAGGUGGUGGUGUAUGAAAUUCCCACAGAACGCGGUGAAAAGAAAGAUGUCUCCCGGGUCCUGCCUCCUGCAUACAGCCCUCGAUAUGUUGAGGCUGCCUGGUACUCUUGGUGGGUGCGAGAGGGCUUCUUCAAACCAGAAUAUCAGACCAGGCUGCCCCAGGCCACAGGGGAGACGUUUUCCAUGUGUAUCCCACCUCCCAAUGUCACUGGCUCCCUACAUAUUGGACAUGCACUGACAGUGGCCAUACAGGAUGCCCUGGUGCGCUGGCACCGGAUGUGUGGGGAUGAGGUGCUGUGGGUCCCAGGCUCAGAUCAUGCGGGAAUUGCUACACAAGCUGUGGUGGAGAAGCACCUUUGGAAGGAGCAAGGAGUGAGGAGACAUGAGCUGAGCCGGAAAGACUUCCUUAGGGAGGUGUGGAAGUGGAAGGAGGAGAAAGGUGGAGAGAUCUGUGAGCAGCUCCAAGCUCUGGGGGCCUCCCUGGACUGGGACCGAGAGUGUUUCACUAUGGAUGCUGGCUCCUCAGUGGCCGUGACUGAAGCUUUUGUGCGACUCUAUGAGGCAGGGUUGUUGUAUCGGAACCAGCAGCUUGUCAACUGGUCCUGUGCUUUAAGAUCAGCCAUCUCGGAUAUCGAGGUGGAGAGCCGGCCCCUGCCUGGCCGCACAGAACUUCGUCUGCCUGGCUGCCCCAUCCCUGUGUCUUUUGGCCUCCUUGUUUCUGUGGCCUUCCCUGUGGAUGGAGAGCCUGACACAGAGAUUGUAGUAGGAACCACAAGGCCAGAGACAUUGCCUGGAGACGUGGCUGUGGCUGUUCAUCCUGAUGACUCCCGAUACACACAUCUGCAUGGGCGACAGCUUCGUCACCCCUUGACUGGGCAGCUUCUCCCCCUCGUCACAGACUCUGCUGUUCAGCCACACAUGGGCACAGGGGCGGUGAAGGUGACUCCAGCACAUAGUCUUGCUGAUGCUGAGCUGGGAGCCCGACAUGGCUUGAGCCCUCUGAGUGUCAUUGCAGAGGAUGGGACCAUGACUUCCCUCUGUGGGGAUUGGCUACAGGGUCUUCACCGAUUUGUGGCCCGGGAAAAGAUUAUGUCUGCACUGAGGGAGCGGGGCCUGUUCCGGGGCCUUCAGAACCACCCUAUGGUGCUUCCUAUUUGCAGCCGUUCUGGGGACGUGGUAGAAUACCUACUGAAGAGCCAGUGGUUUGUCCGCUGCCGGGAGAUGGGGGAUCGAGCUGCCCAGGCUGUGGAGUCAGGAGCUCUGGAGCUCAGUCCCUCCUUCCACCAGAAAAACUGGCAGCACUGGUUUUCCCACAUUGGAGACUGGUGUAUCUCCCGGCAGCUGUGGUGGGGCCAUCAGAUUCCCGCCUACCUGGUUGUAGAGGAGCAAACGAAGGGUGACAGGGAGGACUGUUGGGUGGUUGGGAGGACAGAGGCCGAGGCCAGAAAAAUAGCUUCAGAGCUGACAGGGAGACCAGCGGCAGAGCUGAUCCUGCAGAGGGACCCUGAUGUCCUGGACACAUGGUUCUCUUCAGCUCUUUUCCCCUUUGCUGCCCUGGGCUGGCCCCAAGAGACCCCAGACCUCACUCGUUUCUACCCCCUGUCACUUUUGGAAACUGGUAGUGACCUUCUGUUCUUCUGGGUGGGCCGCAUGGUCAUGUUGGGGACCCAGCUCACAGGGCAGCUCCCCUUCAGCAAGGUGCUUCUUCAUCCCAUGGUUCGGGACAGGCAGGGCCGGAAAAUGAGCAAGUCCCUAGGGAAUGUGUUGGACCCACGAGACAUCAUCAGUGGGGUGGAGCUGCAGGUGCUGCAGGAAAAGCUGAGGGAUGGGAACUUGGACUCUACAGAGCUGGCGAUCGCGGCUGCAGCACAGAGAAAGGACUUCCCUCAUGGGAUCCCUGAGUGUGGGACAGAUGCCCUAAGAUUCACCUUGUGCUCCCAUGGGGCCUUAGGGGGCGACUUGCACCUGUCUGUCUCCGAAGUCCUGAGUUCCCGGCAUUUCUGCAACAAAAUCUGGAAUGCCCUGCGCUUUAUCCUUAAUGCCUUAGGGGAGAAAUUUGUGCCCCAGCCUGCAGAAGAGCUUUCCCCUUCAUCGCCCAUGGAUGCCUGGAUCCUGAGCCGUCUUGCCCAUACUGCCCGGGAGUGUGGGCGAGGCUUCCUUGCCCAAGAGCUCUCACUUGUCACCCAUGCCCUGCACCACUUCUGGCUCCAUAACCUCUGUGAUGUCUACUUGGAGGCUGUGAAGCCGGUGCUGUUGCACUCGCCCCGUCCCCAAGGCCCCCCUCAGGUCCUGUUCUCCUGUGCUGACAUCGGUCUCCGCCUCCUCGCCCCACUGAUGCCCUUCCUGGCUGAAGAGCUCUGGCAGAGGCUGCCCCCCAGGCCUGGAGGCUCCUCUGCCCCUAGCAUCUCUGUUGCCCCCUACCCCACUGCCUGCAGCUUGGAACACUGGCACCAGCCAGAGCUGGAACAGUGCUUCUCCCGGGUCCAAGAGGCCGUGCAGGCACUGAGGGCUCUCCGAGCCACAUACCAGCUCACAAAGGCCCGGCCCCGAGUGCUGUUGCAGAGCUCAGAGCCUGAAGAGCAAGGCCUCUUCGAGGCCUUUCUGGAACCUCUAGGCACCCUGGGCCACUGUGGGGCUGUGGGCUUCUUACCCCCAGGUGUACUGGCUCCCUCUGGCUGGGCCCAGGCUCCACUCAAUGAUACCAUUCAGGUGUACAUGGAGCUGCAGGGGCUUGUGGACCCCCAGACCCAUCUAUCUCUGCUAGCUGCCCGAAGACACAAGUUGCAAAAGCAGCUUGAUGGCCUCAUGGCCUGGACCCCAUCAGAGGGGGAGACGGAGACUAAAAGGCAGCAGAGGCUUUCUUCCCUCGAGUUGGAAUUGUCGAAGCUGGACAAGGCGGCCUCUCACCUCCGGCAGCUGAUGGAUGCAUGUCCUAGCCCCAGAGAGCUCUGAGCUCCAGCUCACUAUAUGGUGGUUUUCUUCUCUUCCCGAUCUGCUUUUGAGGAAAGACAGAAUCUAGCAGCUGUCAAGCAUGAUGGAGAUUCUGAGACCUUGUGGCUCACUUCCCAUAUUUCGUAAAUAAGGAAACCGAUUGGUUUGGUCAGUGUCACUGGGUGUCCUCAAGAUGCUCACAUUCCUGCCCAGCCUCCCUCUUAUUCAGUCCUACCUGGAAGUUUAGGAAUGAGAUAAACUUGGUCUUUUUAUUCCUCUU
Acinonyx jubatus (cheetah) is the source of this 3595-nucleotide messenger RNA. It is a transcript of the gene VARS2, whose product is annotated as valyl-tRNA synthetase 2, mitochondrial. Gene Ontology annotation, cellular component: cytosol. The transcript has 29 exons. Lineage: Eukaryota; Metazoa; Chordata; Mammalia; Carnivora; Felidae. The record is from RefSeq and is a predicted model, not a curated record. Gene Ontology annotation, biological process: valyl-tRNA aminoacylation. Gene Ontology annotation, molecular function: ATP binding; valine-tRNA ligase activity; aminoacyl-tRNA deacylase activity. The coding region runs from base 148 to 3336 and encodes 1062 amino acids.